Paramecium tetraurelia is the source of this 1667-nucleotide messenger RNA. RefSeq lists its product as uncharacterized. Gene Ontology annotation, molecular function: protein binding. Lineage: Eukaryota; Ciliophora; Oligohymenophorea; Peniculida; Parameciidae. The record is from RefSeq and is a predicted model, not a curated record. The transcript is spliced from 4 exons.
AUGGAAGUGGAACACAAUACAGGAAUAGAUAGACUUAAAUAAUAGGCAGAAGAUCAUAAAAAUAGAGGAAACGAUUAUUUUAAAAGAUCAUAAUACUCUAAUGCUGCAGAGGAAUAUGAAAAAGCUAUUGAACUUUGUCCAAAUGAACCGAAUUAUUAUGGUAAUAGGGCUGCUUGUUUCCUUCAAAUGAAAAAGUAUAAAAAAUGUUUAAAGGACUGUGAAAAGGCUCUAAGCUUAGACCCCAAUAAUGCUAAGUUUCUAAGAAGAAAGGCUUUGAGUUUGUAACAUUUGGGAUUGUUAACAGAGGCCAAGCCUAUUUUCGGGCAAAUUGUUAGUUUAGAUAAUAGUGAGUAAUCCAUCAAGGAACAUAAACAAAUUAACGAAUUAAUCUAUAAUCUGUAGUAGACACAACAGAAAUUGGAUGCCAAAUAAUAUAAAGAAGCUUUAUAUUAUAUGGAAAAAGUUGCAAAGGAAAUUCCAGAUGCUGUCGACAUUCAAAUUCUGAAUUGUGAAUGUUUAGCCAGAACAGGCAAUGCUAAUUAAGCUUAGGAAUAAUUAAGACUAAUUUAGGAGAAGUUUGGGACAAGGGCUGAAUCAUCUUAUUUAAAGGGUCUAAUAGAAUUAUAUGGAGGAAACCCAGAUAAAGCAAAAUCUAUCCUUUAAGAGGGAGUAAGACAAGAUUACAAUAACAAAAAAUGUUUAUUAGCUUUUCAAAUGGCUAAAGAUUCAGAUAAUUAUAAAUCUAAAGGAAAUGAUUGUUUAAAUUCAAAUAAAUUUAAUGAAGCUAUUGAUUAUUAUACCAAAGCGUUGGAAGUGGAUUCUAACAAUUUUAAAUUCAAUUCCAUAAUUUAUGCCAAUAGAGGAUUGGCUUAUUAGAAAUUGAAGGAUCAUAGAAAGGCAGUCGAUGAUUUUGAUAAAUCAAUUGAAUUGAAUGACCGAUACUUCAAAGCCUAUUUGAGAAGAGGAGAUUCAAGAUAAGAAUUAGGAGAUUUGGAUGGUGCAUAAGGUGACUAUUAGAAAGUGAUGGAGUUAGAUUAAGGAUCAAUAUAACAAAUGAGAUAGAAGAUAAAUGAUAUUACAAGAAAACAGAAACAAUUAUCGAAGAAAGAUUAUUAUAAAAUCUUAGAAGUUGACAAAAAUGCUUCAGAUACAGAUAUUAAGAAAGCAUAUAGAAAAUUAGCUUUGCAAUGGCAUCCAGAUAAAAAUAAAGAGAGUGAAGAAUAAAAAAAAUUAGCUGAUAAGAAAUUCAGAGAAAUCGCUGAGGCAUAUAGUGUGUUGAGUGAUAAAUAGAAAAGAUAGCAAUAUGAUAUGGGAGUAGAUCCAAAUGACCCAAUGGGAGGAGCAGGAGGAUUUGAAACAAAUAUUGAUCCCUCCCAAAUAUUCAAGAUGUUCUUUGGUAGUGAAGGAGGAGCAGACUUUGGUUUUGGGAACAUGGCAGGAGGAGAAUUUCCAGGAGGAUUUAAAACUGUUUUUACAACUAAUUUAGGAGGAAUGGGUUAGAACAUGAGAGGAGGACAAGGAUUUCCAUUUUAAUUUGGAGAUUUCUCAUAGUAAGGAGGAGCAGGAUUUUCUGGAUUUUCAUUUCCAGGGAUGCAAUUUACAUAAUAGCAACAAAGAAGAAAAUGAUUGAUAUUCUCUAUAUAAAUUAGUAUUUUAUAUAUAUUUAA